Molecule: messenger RNA, 1752 nt
Organism: Micropterus dolomieu (smallmouth bass)
Lineage: Eukaryota; Metazoa; Chordata; Actinopteri; Centrarchiformes; Centrarchidae
Exons: 8
Coding region: 1-1752 (583 amino acids)
Source: RefSeq, a predicted model, not a curated record
AUGGAAGGCCGUUAUGUAAACAUUGUGAUUCCCAGAAGACAAGAAUACCUGACACUGUGUGAGGUGGAGGUCAUUGGUCAGCCUUCAGGAAACACUGAUCCAACUGGUACAAACAUUGCUAAAGGUGGGAAAGUGACUCAGUCCUCCCUCUAUGAGAAUGCUGUCCCUGAAAGGGCCAUUGAUGGAAAUCAUGCUAGCAGCUGGCCAGAGGGAUCCUGUGCACACACACGGAGGGAUCAAAAUCCAUGGUGGAGUCUGGACCUCCUAAAGACGUAUGCGAUCAGCACUGUCACCGUCACAAACAGACGAGAUUGUUGCCCCGAAAGGCUCAAUGGUGCUGAGAUCCGCAUUGGAAAUUGCCUCAUUGACAACAGCAACGCUAAUCCCAGAUGUGCUGUGAUCUCAUCUAUCGCUGCUGGAACCACACAAACCUUUGUGUGUAAAGGAAUGGAAGGCCGUUAUGUAAACAUUGUGAUUCCUGGAAGACAAGAAUACCUGACACUGUGUGAGGUGGAAGUCACUGGUCAGCCUUCAGGUACAAAUAUUGCUAAAGGUGGGAAAGUGACUCAGUCUUCACUGUAUGAAAACGCUGUCCCUGAAAGGGCUAUUGAUGGAAAUCGUGCUAGCAACUGGCCAGAAGAUUCCUGUUCAGCCACAGAAAUGGAUCAAAAUCCAUGGUGGAGUCUAGACCUCCUGAAGACAUAUUCUAUCAGCACUGACACCAUCACCAACAGACAAGAUUGUUGCCAUGACAGGCUUAAUGGCGCUGAGAUCCACAUUGGAAAUUCCCUCAAUGACAAUGACAACGACAACGCUAAUCCCAGAUGUGCUGUGAUCUCAUCUAUUUCACCUGGGGCCUCACAAACCUUUGUGUGUAAAGGAAUGGAAGGCCGUUAUGUAAACAUUGUGAUUCCUGGAAGACAAGAAUACCUGACACUGUGUGAGGUGGAAGUCACUGGUGUCGGAGGGUUCUGUCAGCCCCAGUUCUACAGGGGAGCAAUAAGAACUCUGUACCUCAACCGACGCCAAUUCCGACGUACGUUCCGGCUAGAGGCUAUGCAGAGGCGUAGCAACCGCUCCAGCCAGUACGCUCCAACAGCGGCAUACACGGCAUUGUGGUUGGCUUUGGCUGCGGAGCUGUGGGUGAUACAGUUUUACCACAGACUGCACGUGACAAAUGUCCCCCACCUUUACCUCGAUGAACGACCCUGGUCACGUAGAGGUACUGCAGACAGAGAUAUCCACCCUCUUGGCAAAAGCAGCCAUACGGGAGGUGGAGUCUGGGGAUCCGCAGGCUGGUUUUUUCUCAGGGGGCUCAACAAAUACCUCCACCCCCAGAGAUGCAAGAUGUUGACGGUCCCCAGGGUAAGGCAGUCCAUCACAGCAGGGGAUUGGUUUGCCACCAUCGACCUCAAGGAAGCGGCACCCCGGACCUUCACCCGCUGCAUGGAUGCGGUCAUUGCACCCAUGAGGCAGCGGGGUCUCAGGAUCCUCAAUUACCUCGACGAUUGGUUGAUUUGUGCGGAUUCAGAGGACCUAUGCCGCUGUCAUGUAGCUCUGCUUCUGGAGCACACUGGGGCCUGGGCCAAGAAGAGAUUUGGUCGGGUCAAGAAGAGAUUUGGUCGGGUCCUCGCUGGUGGCGGGACCCGACCAAUAUACAGAGAGGAGGUGAAUAAUGAUGAAGAUGAAGAUGAUGGCAUGGAGAACAAUGAAAACUCUGGGGACCCUUCUGCCUCUGCCAGACCCCACUGA